Guyanagaster necrorhizus is the source of this 526-nucleotide messenger RNA. RefSeq lists its product as uncharacterized. The record is from RefSeq and is a predicted model, not a curated record. The transcript has 4 exons. NCBI's taxonomy places the organism in Eukaryota, Fungi, Basidiomycota, Agaricomycetes, Agaricales, Physalacriaceae. The coding region runs from base 32 to 424 and encodes 130 amino acids.
GUUUCAUCCAUAUCGAUACUUUUUUUGCCCCAUGUCUGGAGACGAUAAUUCUACGUUCCCUCACUACUCUAAUUCUGGCUUGCCGCCGUCCCCUACCAUCGAAAACCCAGGACAGGUUUACCCUCCCACCGAUCCUAGCAAAGCAUCCCCGACUCCCCCCCUUCUCCGUCAUCCCAACUCAUCUGGUCAAUUUAUCGGCAACCCGUUCCUCAUGAGCGAAGCGUUCGGAAAGCUAGACCACGCCCUCGGGAAUAUUAUUACUAUCCUGGAGCAGGAAGAAACUUCGGGGAGCAAUAAUCGGUUGUUAAGGAGGUUUUUGGACUGGAGGGACGAGCUGGAAGCUAUCAGAACGGGAAAAAAGAUACGGACUCCUAUGCAUCUCUCUCCCGAGCGUGAAUCGGAGGGUGGCUUGUUUGCGGAUUGAAUGCGUACACCUUCGUACAUUGGUGUUUUGGGUUAAAGAUAAAUAAUGUACAUGAGCAGGUGGCCACAUCGCACAUAGGGCAAUGGAAGGAUAGGAUGUUGA